This is a messenger RNA of Funneliformis caledonium, 137 nucleotides long. NCBI's taxonomy places the organism in Eukaryota, Fungi, Glomeromycota, Glomeromycetes, Glomerales, Glomeraceae. The record is from the annotation of a GenBank genome assembly.
AUGGAAAUCUCUAAUGAACCAUUUCGUGUUGAAAUUCCUGCUGUAGCACUGAUAUUGGCACUUCAAAUACUCCACCCAUUGACCUUCAAAUGGCCACAAGAAUUAUUUAGUCAAAUUGAUCUGUUUUAUCUGGCUGG